Molecule: messenger RNA, 2799 nt
Organism: Humulus lupulus (European hop)
Lineage: Eukaryota; Viridiplantae; Streptophyta; Magnoliopsida; Rosales; Cannabaceae
Product: BTB/POZ domain and ankyrin repeat-containing protein NPR1-like
Exons: 4
Coding region: 778-2565 (595 amino acids)
Biological process (GO): defense response to fungus; regulation of salicylic acid mediated signaling pathway; regulation of jasmonic acid mediated signaling pathway
Cellular component (GO): nucleus
Molecular function (GO): protein binding
Source: RefSeq, a predicted model, not a curated record
CAACCACUCUCUCUCUCUAACAUUUUUUUCUCUCUCCACAUCUAUUUCUCUUUCUCUCUCUCUCUCUUGGCGAUAGCGAAAAAUGAAACUUCUUGGAGGGAUCAUAUUCAUGGGGGUGACCCCAAUUCCCAUCGUCACUAAUUCGCCCACUGUCUCACUUUCUCUCUCUUCCGUCAAAUUUUUGGAAAUUACUCUCAUUGUUUCGUAGUUGGGCGGGUAGUACUCUUUCAUUACACUCCCGUUUUUUGGUUCUUCUGUUUUCUCGGGAAAAGACCGAAAAAAUAAUUUUUAUUUUUUGGGUGAAGUUUGGUUUAUUGAAGUUGCUUUAGAUUUCUAUUUGUUUUUUUCACAAAAUUUUAACACUUUUGUUUAAUAUAUAUAUAUUAUAUUUGUGUAAUUUAAUAAUUCAUACAUGAUUUCUUAGAACAUUUAGUGUUUUUUUUUUCAAUUUUGUAGGGAAAUUUUGUGAUCCGACUUUUUCUGUGAGAUUUAGACAAUAGUAUUUCAUUCAAAGCUUGUACUUUUAUUAAAAUUAAUUGCUCAAUUAGUUUUUCUUUUCCUGUCUACUGUUAAAAUAAAUAAUUUAUAUUUAUUGAAACCAUUAGAUUGGAUCCCAUUUCUGUAGUAAAUAAUUUAUUGUAUAACAUUCACACCUUUGUUAAAAUUUUAUAGAAAGUUUUAAGUUUUUGGCUUCUAUCUUGAUUAGUUUCAAUAUUUGAAUCUGGGAUUUUGGUUUGAUGGGGAAUUAGUUCCAAAGCUGAUUUUAAUAUAAAAAUAAUGGCUAUUUCAACUGAACCCUCAUCUUCUUUGAGUUUUACUUCAUCUUCCCACUUGUCAAAUGGCUCCCAAAGUCAAAACUUCUGCUCCUCCUCUGGCUCUGAGGCUGUGUUGCCUAGCCUUGAAGUCAUGGGCCUAAACAAGUUGAGUUCUAGCUUGGAGCAGCUGCUCUUGGUUGAUCCCACUACUUCUGAUUACAGUGAUGCUGAAGUUGUUGUUGAGGGAGAUUCAGUGGGAGUUCACCGCUGUAUAUUGGCUUCCAGGAGUAGUUUCUUUAAUGAUCUUUUCAAGAAAGAUAAAGGAGGGGUUUCUGAAAAGGGAGGCAAAUCCAAGUACUAUAUGAAAGAUUUGUUGCCUUAUGGGAAUGUUGGGUAUGAAGCUUUUUUGGUUUUCUUGAACUAUGCCUAUACAGGAAGGCAUAAGCCUUCUCCCAUGGAGGUGUCAACUUGUGUGGACAACAUCUGUCCCCAUGAUUCGUGUAGACCUGCUAUUAAUUUUGCUGUGGAGAUGAUGUAUGCAUCAUCUAUUUUCAAGAUGCCAGAGCUGGUGUCACUGUUCCAGCGCCGGCUUCUUAACUUUGUUGGAAAAGCCCUUGUUGAGGAUGUCAUCCCGAUUCUCGUAGCUUCAUUCCAUUGUGAAUUGAGUCAGCUCUUUGCUCAAUGCAUUGAUAGAGUGGCACGAUCAGAUAUUGAACUUAUAUCUCUUGAGAAGGAGCUUCCUUAUGAAGUUGCUGAGAAAAUUAAAUUGCUCCGCAAAAAGCCCGAAUGUAGUGAAGAAGAUAACACAGAAUCUCUAGAUCCCUUACGUGAAAAAAGAAUUAGGAGAAUACAUAAAGCCUUGGAUUCAGAUGAUGUUGAACUUGUGAAACUUCUUUUAACUGAAUCUGAUGUAACAUUAGAUGAUGCCAAUGCGCUUCACUAUGCUGCAGCUUACUGUGAUCCCAAAGUUGUAAAUGAGGUGCUUGGUCUGGGUCUGGCUGAUGUCAACCUUCGAAAUUCUCGUGGUUACACUGUGCUUCACAUUGCUGCAAUGAGAAAGGAGCCAUCAAUUAUAGUGUCACUUCUAAAUAAAGGAGCUGGUGCAUCAGAGCUAACGUCAGAUGGUCAAAGCGCAGUAAGUAUCUGCCGGAGAUUGACAAGGCCAAAGGAUUAUCAUGCGAAAAAGGAGCAGGGACAAGAAACUAACAAAGAUCGGAUAUGUAUUGAUGUUCUAGAAAGAGAAAUGUGGAGAAAUCCAAUGGCCCCAGAACAAUCUAUGUCUUUGCAUACAAUGGCUGACGAUUUCUACAUGAGGUUGCUUUACCUGGAAAACAGGGUGGCAUUUGCUCGAUUAUUCUUUCCAUCUGAGGCCAAGCUGGCAAUGGACAUUGCCCAUGCUGAAACAACAUCUGAGUCUGCUAGGCUUUCUAAUUCAAAGGGUUCAAAUGGAAAUUUGAGGGAGGUUGAUUUAAAUGAAACUCCACUUGUGCAGAGAAAGAGACUUUUUUCUAGGAUGGAAGCCCUUGGGAAAACAGUGGACAUGGGCAGACGUUACUUCCCCCAUUGCUCAGAAGUUCUAGACAAGUUCAUGGAAGAUGACCUGCCUUCGAUGCUUUACCUCGAGACAGGCACUCCAGAGGAGCAGAAGAUCAAAAGGACAAGAUUCAUGGAGCUUAAAGAGGAUGUCCAGAAUGCAUUCAACAAGGACAAGGCCGAGUUCAACCGAGCUGGUGGGUUGUCUUCCUCAUCAUCCUCAUCUUCUCUAAAACUAAAAGAUGGUGUGAAGCAAAAGGCCAGAAAGUUGUUGUAGCUUACAAGGCUUGUAAAUUUUUGUCUCUAAUUUAACAAAAUAAGGUAUAACUGCAGGUGAGAGCCUCUUGUAAGUGUUUUGGCUAUUCUUGUAUGUCUGUAUUAUAAAGUAGCACAAGUGCUUUAUAUUUUAACCACUCUCUACUAAAUAGCAAAAUGUCAAUCUAUUACUGAUGAUGCUUGACACCGUAUGCUGUGUGAAGGGAAAUUCAUGUGAUUCUUUUUGCUUGAUUGA